CUUACUUCCUGAUAAAUAAAAUGUGAUCGUUAAUCUAACAUGACAUGUGUUAAAUUGGUUAUCAACAGUAUGCAGGGAACUGAUCCUUACAUUUGUCAACAAAGCAGUUUUUAUUUUGUCUGAGAUGUAUUGGUAACCUGUUUUAAAAUCGAAUAAAUGGAAUGUUGCUAUUUUAAAAAUUAAUAGAAAUGUGUUUUCUGCUUGUAGCCUUUUACGGAUGUUUCUGCAUGGUCAAAGGGGAAGGUGAGAAGAUAACUGUCGUAUUGAAAUGUUUUAUCUAAUGCAAUAUUUACACUUAUCUCAGCGAUUUUGUGUGUGAAUAAUGAAUUAUUUUUUUAAUGAAUUUUUUUUUCUUAAAAUGCAUCCAUGUGAUAAACUCAAUGUAAUGAUAAAAAUGAAAGUAACAAAAAACAAAGAUUUUAUAAUGUGAUUUUCUGACAAAAUACCAAAUUAUUUGAAAGCAAAUAUUUAAAAAAAAUCAAUCAAGUGUAAGUCUUCCAAAUCAAAUUUAUCAUUGAAAGAUGUUCUAAAGGAAGUUUAUUCUAAAUGUAUUUUGCUUUUUGAAAUUAUUCUUUAAUAUUUUAAUGGUAAAAUUCAAUUGUAACAAAUAAUGCAAAUGAAAACUUUGUAAAAAAAAAAAAUGCGUUGUCUUUGAUUUUGAUAUUUACAUAUUUCUUUUUUGUUCCUAAUUUUUGUUAAAUAAUUUUUUGGUAUACUAAUUUUAAUUCAAACACACUUACGUGCAAAAUAAUUUUCGUUCAAGCAACUUUACUUAGUACAAUUGUGCUGACAAACAAUAAUUGAUUCCAUAUGAUUUCAAGAUAAGACGACGUGUAUGCGUUCAUAUUGUUGCUUUAAUUCAAAGUCAUGUUUUUGCUAAACAGAUUUCAAAAGCGAAGAUGCUGCCAUUUACAUCAAACCUCUGUUACUAACAUUGGCUAUUGUUAUGUUUGGUGUUAUCCUUACAUUCGCGGUUUGCCUCUAUACAUACCGAGGUAAUUAAUUACAACUCAUAUUAUAUGGAAUAUCAACCAUUUCAUCGUAUAUGAACAUGGAAUUCUCUGUAUUCAGACUUAUUUUUUUCUUUAAAGUAACAAUUAACUAAUAACCAUUUAUUAGCUUGUUUUUACUUAUUGUUUGUUGUUGAAUUUUAAACGUCAUUUUGGACCUACUCAAUUAAGUCCAAUCGAGACUAAUAGCUUUACACUCAUCAACACAAGAUAACAACAAAUGAAAACUUUAAUGUUCAGUAGGUCAUCAGUAACCUCCAUUGACCGAAAAAAACACCUCUACAUCUCGUCGCAAUUUUGACCCACUUCCUGAUCUCAGAUUGAGCUGGAACUUUGCAAACUCCCCCACCCAGGAUGAGCAUAAAAUUAUUCAUUAUAAGUAGUUUACAAUAUACCUCCAAUCACCCUUGUGUGACCUUCUGCAGAUAUCCGACAACCGGGGAGUGUUUGUAUUUAAUGGGAACCACACACGUUAUAGGUCAUAAAUUUCAAUGCAUGUCUUGAUCUCCUGCACCAUCUUGCAAGGCAAUCAAAUUUACAAAAUUAAAAUUCAAAAAUAAAAAUAAAAAACUUUUAAGACUUUUAAGCCUACACGCCUUUUCUACAAAUUACUAAACGUAUAAAUGUAAUGUCCUCGAAAACUUCAGAGAUCUUACAAUCAUAUGACUAAAAACAGUUUUGGACACGCAUGAAAUAUCUUAUGACCUUAGAUAUAGUUUUGGACACAUGUAUAUGAUUACACUGCUGAAAGGAAGUGUUGAGUGACAUACAUGUUAUGAUAAGUAUUAUUUACUUAAUCAUUUAAAAAAUGAACUCUCCCAAAUGCCUUGCAUUACUGUUUUAUGCUCACAUCAACGGUGAUCUUGGCAAGUGGUGUAAAAUGAACAUAAACUGCUGCUUGAACGUCUUUGCGAAAUGCAAAGAACGUUGACUUUAUGGAAGCCACAUGAUUUUUUGUUAGUCAUGAGACUGUAACAAUUCUGUAGUUUUGAGUGGAAUAUGAUAUGGACUCUUUAUAAAUGUUUAGAAAAAGAAUAUGUUUAAAUCUCUUUUUAAAUUCUAUUUUUUUCAGGUUAGAAUCAGGUCUAUUCAAUAAGUUCGUUUUAUGAUUAAAAUUAAACGACCCAAUUAUUUUUAGGGGUAUAGGGUAGAAAAUUUGAAAGACUGUAUUUUCAUCAGCAACAAGUCUAUGUGCCAAGUUUCAGUUCGUUAGGAUGAUGGAAAGUGGGUCCAUUAGCCGUCCGAAGAUUUUACACAAAUGUGAACAAAAUCGACGUUAAUAUAAAGGAAUAUAAAAAAAAACAUCUAAUUCGUUACAGUGUGAAAAUAACGUAUAUGUAAAUUUGUUAUAAAAAUAAGCAGGCAUUAUGUUGAAAACGUGUUGUUUAAUUCAUCAGAUGCUGCGACUGAAUGCUGGCGACGUUGUAUACGGUAACUUCAAAUGUUUUAACAUUUUAAAAUUAUAUCGUUAAUACAUUUGUGUUAUAAAGAUUAUAUAGCGUUUCAUAAGUUUAGUCUUGAAUAAACAUACAGAAAUUGAACCGUAAAACUGUAUUGUAAAGGCACAAUUUCAAUCAAGGUUGUUAGGUGUACGUGUCGAAUAAAGAAACAAAAAUAAGUUGGCCUUUUAUUUAAUGUAUAUACGAUAAAAAUACCUAAAAUAUUUGAAAACAUGCAAAAUAUUUAACAAACUUUAAAACAAUGUUGAUAUUUUACUUACAGCUAAACUUCAUAAGUCUGCAACAACAAAAUAUCAGAAUAUUUUCUAAAGUUUGUUUCCCUUUAUAUUGUAAUCACUUAUUUCAACAGAUGUAUGUGUUGUGACUACAAGAGGAGACCCGUUUAUUUCAAUGGUUUGGACAAAAAAAAAAAAAAAAAUAUUUUAAUUUAAGCUUUUAUUUUAAUAACAUGUAUACAUUUUACUUUAAGAAUCUACUUUUUUAAGUUAAGAUUUCAGACGAAUGUAAAAUACCUUUUUUGAAAAAAAACAAAUACAUUUUAUUUCUUUUUAGAGGGCCUCUUGCAACCAAUACGAUGUAGUCCAAUGCCGAGAAUAUCACCAUUUACUCAUCUCGGCAGAGUGUCGUAUGUGGAUGAAGCAAUGUUUUAUUAAAAUUUUAAAACAUAAAGUAACUAUCAUGUUUAUUUAUAUGCAUUCGUAUCCUAAAAGACAACUGCCCCUUACUUCACAUGUUAUCCAGUCACCAUCCAAAAUACACACGGUUUUCUCGUCCCAAUCUCUUUUCACAUUCACAUCCAAUCAAAGUUACCUCUACCAAUUCACUCCUUCUCUUAUCAUCGAUAUCAGAUCAUCAUCUGUCCCUUCCAUCUCUACCAGUUCAUCAUCUCUUCCUAACAUGUCUGUCAACUAGACCUCACCGAAAUAACCAAUAACUCCAAAUUAUAAAUGAUUUUAUUUUUCCUAAUUGUCCAUCAUGGCAACGAAAAAAGGAGAAAAAUCUGCAAAAAAGUUCAGAAGUAAAUACAUAUAUGGUAACAAUAUAGUCUGUCAGGCAUAUUUUAAUACUGUUAAUUAAUUUGUAUUAUUUAAAAUACAUACAAACGUACCAAGUUUUGUUUUUAAUUAUAUGUAUUCAUUGUUUGCUAACGAAAAAUGAUCUUGUGAAUUACAUACGAAC
This is a messenger RNA of Lymnaea stagnalis (great pond snail), 3649 nucleotides long. Lineage: Eukaryota; Metazoa; Mollusca; Gastropoda; Lymnaeidae. The record is from the annotation of a GenBank genome assembly.